AUGCCGUCAGCCUUGGCCAUCUUCACUUGCCGCCCGAACUCACACCCGUUUCAGGAGCGACAUGUCUACCUGGACGAGCCCAUCAAGAUCGGCCGCUCAGUGGCACGCUGUCGACCAGCGCAGAAUAAUGCCACCUUUGACUGCAAAGUGCUGUCAAGGAACCAUGCUCUCGUCUGGUUUGAUCACAAGACGAGCAAGUUUUACCUCCAAGACACUAAAAGUAGUAAUGGUACCUUUAUAAAUAGCCAGAGAUUGAGUCGAGGCUCUGAAGAAAGUCCACCAUGCGAAAUUCUUUCUGGUGACAUUAUCCAGUUUGGGGUAGAUGUGACAGAGAACACACGGAAAGUUACCCAUGGGUGUAUUGUUUCCACAAUAAAACUUUUUCUACCAGAUGGUAUGGAAGCCCGACUCCGUUCAGAUGUCAUCCAUGCUCCAUUACCGAGUCCUGUAGACAAAGUUGCUGCUAACACUCCAAGUAUGUACUCUCAGGAACUGUUCCAACUUUCUCAGUAUCUACAGGAGGCCUUACAUCGGGAACAGAUGUUGGAACAGAAGUUAGCCACACUUCAGCGGCUGCUGGCCAUCACCCAAGAGGCUUCAGAUACUAGUUGGCAGGCUUUAAUAGAUGAAGAUAGACUCUUAUCACGGUUAGAAGUUAUGGGGAACCAGUUGCAGGCAUGCUCCAAAAAUCAAACAGAAGAUAGCUUACGGAAGGAGCUGGUAGCGUUGCAGGAGGAUAAACAUAGCUAUGAAACCACAGCCAAAGAGUCCCUGAGGCGGGUUCUUCAGGAGAAAAUUGAAGUGGUUAGAAAACUCUCAGAAGUGGAGCGGAGUCUGAGUAACACUGAAGAUGAAUGUACCCACCUGAGGGAGAUGAAUGAGCGGACUCAGGAAGAGUUGAGAGAAUUAGCCAAUAAAUAUAAUGGAGCAGUUAAUGAAAUUAAAGAUUUAUCUGAUAAAUUAAAGGCAGCAGAGGGAAAACAAGAGGAAAUCCAGCAGAAGGGACAAGCUGAGAAGAAAGAAUUACAGGCUAAAAUCGAUGACAUGGAAGAAAAAGAACAAGAGCUCCAGGCAAAAAUAGAAGCUUUGCAAGCUGAUAACGAUUUCACCAACGAGAGGCUGACAGCUUUACAAGUACGGUUAGAACCCCUGCAGGAGAAAACUCUUAAAGAAUGCAGCAGCUUAGGGAUACAAGUUGAUGACUUCUUGCCUAAAAUAAAUGGGAGCACAGAAAAAGAGCGCUUGCUUUCAAAGAGUGGCGGGGACUGCACUUUUAUUCAUCAGUUCAUAGAGUGCCAAAAGAAGCUGAUGGUCCAGGGGCAUCUAACCAAAGUGGUGGAGGAAUCCAAGCUUUCCAAAGAAAACCAGGCAAAAGCAAAGGAAUCUGACUUAUCAGAUACUCUGAGUCCAAGCAAAGAAAAAAGCAGCGACGACACUACAGACGCCCAGAUGGAUGAGCAAGACCUGAAUGAACCCCUGGCUAAGGUGUCUCUGUUAAAAGAUGACUUACAGGGUACCCAGGCAGAAACUGAGGCCAAACAAGACACUCAACAUCUUCGGAAAGAAUUGGUGGAAGCCCAGGAGCUAGCUAGAGCAAGUAAACAAAAAUGCUUUGACCUUCAAGCUCUUUUGGAAGAAGAACGAAAAGCCUAUCGAAAUCAAGUUGAGGAAUCAGCUAAACAAAUCCAGGUUCUUCAAGUCCAGCUGCAGAGGCUACACAUGGAUAUGGAGAAUCUCCAGGAGGAAAAGGACACUGAGAUUUCUAGCACGAGAGAUAAAUUGCUGAGUGCUCAAGAUGAGAUUUUGCUCCUUCAUCAAGCAGCAGCAAAGGCUGUGUCUGAGCGGGACACUGACUUUAUGUCUUUGCAAGAAGAGCUCAAGAAGGUGAGAGCAGAGCUUGAGGGCUGGAGGAAAGCAGCAUCUGAGUAUGAGGAGGAAAUCAGAAGUCUGCAGAGCACUUUCCAACUUAGAUGUCAGCAGUGUGAAGUCCAGCAAAGAGAGGAGGCCACAAGGUUGCAAGGUGAACUAGAGAAGUUGAAAAAGGAAUGGGAUGUACUGGAAAAUGAGUGCCGUUCUCUGAAAAAGGAGAAUGUGUUAUUGUCAUCAGAACUGCAGCGACAAGAAAAAGAAUUGCACAAUUCUCAGAAGCAAAGUUUGGAGCUCACGAGUGACCUCAGCAUCCUUCAAAUGACUAGGAAAGAACUCGAGAACCAAAUGGGAUCCUUGAAAGAACAACACCUUCGGGAUGAAGCUGACUUAAAAACUCUUCUCAGUAAGGCUGAAAACCAAGCCAAGGAUGUACAGAAAGAGUAUGAAAAGACACAGACUGUACUCUCUGAACUGAAGUUGAAGUUUGAAAUGACUGAGCAGGAAAAGCAAUCAAUCACAGAUGAGCUCAAACAAUGUAAAGACAACCUGAAGCUGCUGCGAGAGAAAGGAAAUAAUAAACCCUGGCCCUGGAUGCCCAUGGUGGCGGCCCUGGUUGCGGUGACAGCUAUGGUGCUGUAUGUACCAGGUCUGGCCAGAGCUUCUCCAUGACAGUGUGUCUUGAGUCUGUACACCGUCCUCCCUCUAGAAGCUGGCACCACAGUCAUGCUGGGGACAAGCAGAACCAUUUUCUUCCUUUUUACCUCUUAAAACAACAGAGUGCAAGAAGACAGCUGUAGGGUCAUUGCUUUAACUUAUAUCAACUCUAUCUGUCUAUAGAGAGGAUAUAAAGUUGUGAAUUUAUUCGGUUUUACAUAUAAUUUUUAAAUUAGUACGUUGAGAUUCUGAAUAUUAUGGUGGCCUAAAGUAGGCUUCUUAGUGCACCAAAUUAUUUAUACCAUAAAUUUAUAGAUAUUUUACUCUGAAUUCUAAUGGCCACACAAUUCAUUUUUCUGAUUUGAUAACUACUCAAACCAAACAACCAGUACAUACAUGGGAAGAGAGGCCCUGUGUGCUCAGUGCCUAUCAGUCUGAAUACACACACACACACACACACACACACACACACACACACACACACACACAUAUAUUUUUUACAUAUUUACGCCAUUUUUACUUGUUAUAAAACCACUGAGCUAUUGGGAACAAGACUUAAUUAUUUGUGUGGAUUUUUUUUUUUUUUAAGGAAAAAUACAUUGGGAAAAUAUUCUCUUAUAGUGAUAAUUCGGGGAAUCCAUACAUGUUUGUUCAGCCUUAAUGUGACUUGAAGAUGGGAAGGACAUCAGCUUUGAAAACUUUCCAUGAGAGUUUGUGUUUUCUUGAGCAAACUGAAAUAUUACUGGGAGCAAAAACAUAAUUGCAUAAUUUCAGUGCAAUCAACCAAACUGUUGAGUGAAUUGGAAUGUAACUUACUAAACCUUAUGUAUUUAAGAAAUGUUUUCUUUGAAAGCCAAGCUCCCUUCUCAUAUACAGCAGUUUAGAAAGCAUGAUUUUUUCCUGUCAUCUGUUCCUCCAAGCAUGUUUAAUUGAAGGAAGAAUUAUAUCUGUCUAGUUAAGCUUUGUUGACUUAAUUUGGUUUUGAUGUGGAGCUAAUUCACAUUCAGGGCGAGCUGAUGUUCCCAGCUAACAGAUUUCUUGGUUGGGUAUACAAAUGGUCCUUCUCUCUUUGUUGUUGAUUGGAACAGCACUCUUCCCAAGGUCGGUAGUGUUCUGCGCACAGUGACACACGUAAGCACUGCUUGGCAUUGUGCAUUUACACAGAGGUUAAGUUUAGCUGUGGUUUUGUGCGGCACCAUAGUGAUGUCAAUAUCCAAGUAUCACAUAGUUAAAUUCCCUUCGGUCCAUGGAGACUGGAGGGGAACAUCAAUGAAUUGGCUGGAAUACCCAGACCUAGCCACAUAUCGAGAAAGGAGUUUAGGAUAUCAUUUGCUUUGUGAUGUUUGGCAGUCAUUGUUUUUACUUUAAAAGUUGUAUUUAAAGCUAUUGGGAUUGUUGCCGGGAGAAUCACUAGAUUUAUGGAGGAGUUAGCCACAAGUGACUUGUAGAAAAUACUGUCGUAUAGUCAUUUUACCAUUCUCUGUUGCAGCAAGCCACUCCACCACAGAGUGCUAAUGCCAUUGGCACCCAGCACCUCUUGUAUAUAGUUAUUGCAAAUACUGUUCUGAAAUGCAUAACUUCAAAAUUACCUUUUUUAAAGUAAAUAAUUGUUUGAAAUCUAUUUUGUAAAGAUAAAACGUACAAUAGAAUUUCUGGAGUACAGAUUAAACUAUUUGCACUAACACACGUGAUGUGCAUGAUUUAAUAAAAUAACUUUAAUCUCC
Messenger RNA from Rattus norvegicus (Norway rat), 4247 nucleotides. It is a transcript of the gene Slmap, whose product is annotated as sarcolemma associated protein. The record is from RefSeq and is a predicted model, not a curated record. Gene Ontology annotation, cellular component: mitochondrial membrane; centrosome; sarcolemma. NCBI's taxonomy places the organism in Eukaryota, Metazoa, Chordata, Mammalia, Rodentia, Muridae.